AUGGCAUGGCCACCUCCCUGCUGGCUGUGCAUUCUGGGGAUGCUGGCGGGGCUCUCAGCUACGCCAGCCCCCAAGAACUGUCCACAGAAGCACUACUGGGCCGAGGCAGGACUGUGCUGCCCAAUGUGUGAGCCAGGAACGUUCCUCGUGAAGGACUGCGACCAGCACAGUAAGACUGCUCAGUGUGAUCUGUGUACGCCAGGGAUCUCCUUCUCUCCAGAUCACCACACCCGGCGCCAUUGUGAGAGCUGUCGGCACUGUAACUUUGGUCUUCUCAUUCGCAACUGCACCAUCACUGCCAAUGCCGAGUGUGCCUGCCCCAAUGGCUGGCAAUGCAGGGACAAGGAAUGUACUGACUGUGAUCUUCCUCCAAGCCCCCUGCUGACCACUCAUCCAUCUCAGGCCCCAGGCCCACACCCACCACCCAUCCACUUACCUUAUGCUGAAAAGAUACCAGAGGCCAGGACAGUCAGGCACGUGCAGACUCUGACUGACUUCAGGCAGCUGUCUGCUUCAAGUCUCUCUACCCACUGGCCACCCCAAAGAUCCCUGUACAACUCAGAUUGUAUCCGCAUCUUUGUGAUCCUUUCCGGAAUGUUUCUUGCUUUCACCCUGGGCGGAGCCCUGUUCCUCCAUCAACAAAGAAAACACGGAUCAAACAAAGGAGAAAAUCCAGUGGAGGCUGCAGAGCCUUGUCCCUACAGCUGCCCCAGGGAGGAGGAGGGCAGUGCCAUCCCCAUCCAGGAGGAUUACCGAAAACCAGAGCCGGCUUUCUGCCCCUGA
Messenger RNA from Galeopterus variegatus (Sunda flying lemur), 783 nucleotides. RefSeq names its product CD27 molecule (gene CD27). The record is from RefSeq and is a predicted model, not a curated record. Gene Ontology annotation, molecular function: transmembrane signaling receptor activity; protein binding. The transcript has 6 exons. Gene Ontology annotation, cellular component: external side of plasma membrane. Bases 1 to 783 code for a protein of 260 amino acids. Gene Ontology annotation, biological process: positive regulation of T cell differentiation; negative regulation of apoptotic process; positive regulation of B cell differentiation. Lineage: Eukaryota; Metazoa; Chordata; Mammalia; Dermoptera; Cynocephalidae.